AUGGCGACCCUUCCUCUUCCCAAGGUGGAGUCUUUGGUGGACUGCACUUCUUUCCAGCUAACUGUGCUCCCCUACCUCGCGCAGCUCCAAUGGCUCCCCGCCAGCUUGCGCGAAGCGGGCCGAGACCUGGAGAGCUUGAAGGAGAUCUACCUCGCGACCAACCCCUUGAUCUCUGCGCUUGCCCUGGGAACAGUUCUUGCUGGUGUUUUCUUCGUGGCUGCUGAGAUUAACCGGAACUACUCGCAGGUGGAUCGUUUCUGGAGCAUCCUGCCCUCCGUGUACAACGUUCAUUUCGCCGUCUGGGCGCGUCUGGCCGGCAUUCGCACAGAGACUUUGGACACUAUCGCUGUCAUCAGCACCCUAUGGAGUGUUCGUUUGACCUAUAACUAUUGGCGUAAAGGUGGUUACUCAAUUGGCUCGGAGGAUUACCGGUGGAAAAUUGUGCAGUCGCAAGUGAACAGCACUUUUCUUUUCACCAUUUUCAACUUCGGAUUCAUCUGCGUGGCUCAGUCUUUGCUGCUCCUGCUCAUCACCACCCCGACCUACGUCUUCGUCGUUGCAGCCAACAACCAAGCCGACACCUUCACUCUGGCCGAUCUGGCCUUCUCUCGCGGCGCUAUCUUCCUUGUCGCCAUCGCAUACUUCGCCGACCAGCAGCAGUGGAACUUCCAGACUGCUAAGCAGGAGUACCUCAAGAACGCACGCAUCCCAGAGCCCUUAAAGGAUCAAUACGCACCUGAGGACCUAGAGCGUGGCUUUGUUGUCAGUGGACUCUGGUCAUGGUCGCGACACCCCAACUUUGUCGCCGAGCAGGCCUUUUGGUUGACCAUGUACAUCUGGUCCGCCUACCGCACUGAGAACUACCUCCAGUGGACUGGACUUGGUGUCAUUGGCUACCUUGCUAUUUUCCAGGGUAGCACACGUCUUACCGAGACUAUCAGUGCAGGCAAGUACCCCGAGUACAGCGAGUACCAGGCUCGCGUGGGCCGUUUCCUUCCUCGCCUGUCUGUCGAAGCCAAGAAGACCAAGUCUAAGGGCAAGAAGACUGCUCCAGUUGAAGAUGAGCAGCCCGUCGGUGAGGACACUGAGGAGAAGAAGAUCAAAUAA
This is a messenger RNA of Penicillium verhagenii, 1107 nucleotides long. RefSeq names its product DUF1295 domain protein. The record is from RefSeq and is a predicted model, not a curated record. Bases 1 to 1107 code for a protein of 368 amino acids. The transcript has 2 exons. NCBI's taxonomy places the organism in Eukaryota, Fungi, Ascomycota, Eurotiomycetes, Eurotiales, Aspergillaceae. Gene Ontology annotation, cellular component: membrane.